Molecule: messenger RNA, 1987 nt
Organism: Pocillopora damicornis (cauliflower coral)
Lineage: Eukaryota; Metazoa; Cnidaria; Anthozoa; Scleractinia; Pocilloporidae
Product: solute carrier family 68 member 1
Source: RefSeq, a predicted model, not a curated record
AAGCCAACGGUGCAAAGAAUGGAGCUAAACAAGAAUGCUCUGGCAUACUCUGCCACAACACUGGCUGCGACGAUGAUGAAUUCCAUCUUCACGUUUUAUUAUGUCAAAAUUUUCCUCAACGUCUACAAGGACAGUUCUACCUGGAUGGUUUUAAGGAAACGGAGAUUGGCUAUCCUAUAUGGUGCUCCUCUAUUUGCAGUGAGCUUCUUAACCCCUUGGUUUCCAUGGACUUGGCUUGGUUUAACUGGUGACUGGGUUGUUGGACUUCAUCUAAUGACUUCACUGUGCUUAUAUGAUGGCAUGUUCACAUUUGUAUUACUUGCCCAGUGUGCUCUUUUUGCUGAGAUUUCAACUCAACAAGAGGAAAGACAGACAACUCUCAAAUAUGCACAAGUGGCAUCUAUUAUUGGCUCAACAGCUCUUUUAGUCAGUACAAAUGUUUAUCAGAAUGAGCAAAAUAAUUUCAAGUCAUUCCAAGCAGUGUGCAUUAUAGUUGCUUUUCUUAGUUGGUUACUGAUGAGGUACACUGGUAUGAAUGUUGAAGUGGCUGUGGAUGCAAGUGCGUCUGGCAGUGGAGGAAAUCAAGAUGGAAAGACUUCAAAGGAGUCACUUCCUCUCUUUACACUCUUAAAGCAAAUACUAACGCAAAGAAGCUUUGUUUGCUUUGUGGCCAUGAAUUUUUUCCAGGUUUUCCAUGUGACAUUUUGUAGCAACUUCUUUCUCAUUUUUGCGGAGCACCUUAUAGGACCUGGUGUUAUUCCAGCUGUCCUGUACAGUUUAUUAACUGGGUCUGUAUUCUUGGUACCCAGGCUGCUUGUGUUAUUAACAAGUCCAUUAUUAGCUAAGUUUGGCUCCUACAAGGUCAUUUUGUGGUCAUUCUAUGUCAAGUUGUCACUGCCUGUAGUUGUAUUUUUGGCUGGAAGGAGUAACAUUUGGGCUCUUUACUUCUUUCUUAUCAUAGACAACUCUCUCCCUGAUGCCACAUUCUCAUUGUUCAAUCUAUCUGUUUCUGACAUAAUUGAUGCUGAUAUGGAAAAAUACCAGAGAAAUGCACCUGUGUCCUCUAUGAUAUUCGGUACCAAUGCUCUCUUUACCAAGCCAGCACAGUCUCUAGCUCCAAUGAUGGUGGUACACAUACUCUCCUGGUAUGGAUACAAGGAUACCCAAGGCAAUAGUAAAGUCUCUUCAGGGUCACCAGGGCAACUUUUAGAUGCUAUGUUUUUCCUUUUGUGUAUCAUUCCUCUCAUAAUUGCUAUGGUUCAAAUUGUGGUGUGGGCCUUCUACCCUCUUAAGAGACCAAAAAAGGCUCAGGACAUAUCCAAGAUUCUGUUAUAAAUACUUCUUACUAACUGAGUUCCAUACUGUAAGUUACAGAGUGACCAAGUUUUUUUCCUCUAAGAGUUAUGUCCCAAGCACAAAGUGCACAGGCCAUAAAUUAAAACAGAAAAAUAGGGUUCCAAACUUGUGGUACAGACCAAGAAAGCAGUUUGGCAAAAUAUAUAAUAUAUCUCUGGGUUCAAAUAAAGGGGAUAGAUUUAGAUUCAAACAAACUUUAUAGUAUGAAAGAGUCUUGUUUGUUAACCUUUGGGGUACAGGUACAUAAUCCUUGUGUCUUAACCCCUUUCCUGUCCAUAUGAUGUACCAAGUGCAUCACACAAUUUGCAGUUUGCACACCUAUGUGACAUACUCAGUAUGUUGAGAGUUAGUAACAGUGAAUUUCCCAGCACUGGAGAUGUAAAGUAACCUGGAGUUUCAAACACAAACAAGUAAGAACUCUGAAAACAAAUAAGUAAAUUUGCAUCGGCACAGGACUUCUUAGUGGGGUUUGGCUGCAAAGGGGUUUAAAGACUAGUUUUUGAGAGGGUUUUUCACUUAUUUUUGUAGAAACUCAAAUUUGUGUAUUUCAAGAUUCAGGAAAUUUAGGAAGAAAUGUUUAUACUUUAUAUGUCCCUAAAUAUUUAGCUACUUAGGGAUUAAGGAAAAGAAG